Molecule: messenger RNA, 2418 nt
Organism: Symbiodinium sp. CCMP2592
Lineage: Eukaryota; Dinophyceae; Suessiales; Symbiodiniaceae
Source: the annotation of a GenBank genome assembly
AUGGCUGUGAUACCAGACCGUCGAGCUCUCUAUGACUUCGACUGGCAAGGAGUGAAGCCACCCGGCCAUCACUUGAAAGAUCUUGUGAUCUAUGAGACUCAUGUGCGAGGAUUCACCCGGAACCCGGACAGCAAGCUGCAGGAUUGGGACGCUACAGCAGGUACAUUCCUAGGCUUCAUUCAGAAGAUCCCCCACUUGCUAAAGCUCGGAAUCAACGCAGUGGAGCUGCUGCCAGUCUACGAGUUCGAUGAGACUGCCUGCCCGAGGAAGAAUCCACACAACGGCGAGCAGCUUUGCCACUUUUGGGGCUACUCCACAGUCAACUUCUACGUUCCGAUGCAGCGAUUCUCCUCCAGAGAUCGGAUUGGCGCCGCAAUCGUCGGCUUUAAGACAAUGGUGAGAGAGCUGCACCGCGUGGGCAUCGAAGUGAUUCUCGACGUGGUCUUCAAUCACACCGCCGAAGGUGCAUGGGGCGAGCACCAUUGGCACAGCUGGGCUGCUAUUGCCAAGGAGCGCUACUACAUCCUUAACCGCGGUCACGACACCAACUACACAGGUUGCGGAAACACUGUCAGCGCCAAUGACCCAAUGACCUGCGAGUGGAUUGUAGACUGUCUUUGCUACUGGGUGGAGGAAAUGCACGUGGACGGUUUCCGUUUCGACCUGGCUUCCGCGCUCACCCGCGGAGGAGACGGCAAGGUCUCCAUGGAUCCUCUGCUCAUGCGGAAGAUGGCCCAGGAGCCCAAGCUCUCGCGGGCCAAGUUCAUCGCGGAAGCGUGGGACUGCUCCUGGCCAGACGGUUACCUCGUGGGUAAAUUUCCAUCUGGUGGGCCUCCGAGAUGGGCCGAGUGGAACGGUAUCUUCCGAGAUACCAUCCGAUGUUUCAUCAAAGGUGAUGUGGGGAAAACAGGGGACUUCGCGACGAGGAUUUGCGGGAGCUCUGACCUUUUCAAGCACAAUGGCAGAAAGCCGUUCCACUCGAUCAACUUCAUCACAGCCCACGACGGAUUCACUCUGAAGGAUCUGGUGUCUUACAACGGGAAGCACAACACGUGCAAUGGUGAGAACAGUGGCGACGACCACAAUAACUCCUGGAACUGUGGUGCAGAGGGUGACACAGGCGAUGGGCACGUCAAGCAUCUUCGCCAGAGGCAGAUGAGGAACUUUAUGGUGGCUCUCUUCAUGAGUGCCGGAACUCCAAUGAUCCUUUAUGGAGAUGAGUAUGGGCGAUCCCAGAAAGGUUGCAACAACGGCUGGUGCCAAGACGCCCGUUGCUGGUUUUCCUGGAGCGAUGCAGCCAAAGAGGACAGCAAGCUGAACCGCUUCGUUCGGCUACUUAUCAACUUGAGGAAGCAAUACUCCGGAAUAUUUAACCGGACGGAGUUCUUGACCGGCAAGGACAUUUGGUGGCGUGUACAUUGGGACGAUCCAUACAACUACAUCUGCUACGUUUUGCACGACCAUCACGCCACGGGAAAGGGCUAUGCUGGACUCUUGGUUGCCUUCAAUGCCGGCCACGAGGUUCGAUCGUGCGAUUUGCCGGCUGACAAGCCAUGGUACCGAAUCAUCGACACCAACCUGCCGCCACCGAAUGAUAUCUGCGAGAACGAGGCCUCGUCGGUCAAGAUCAGUUCGCAAAGCUACGUGAUGCAACCGUACAGCUGCAUCGUUCUCAAGACGUAUUCGGACAAAGCGUCCAUCAAGCAGUAUGCGUCAGGCGACGCCGAGUAUGGCGCCGAUCAGGACAUCAACGCGCACAUGAAGGCGGUCAUCACGCGGCGCAUGUCCAUGGAGUUCACGUCGACUGUGGAAGGACCAUCUUUAGAAGAAGUGGGUCGGAAGCAGAGCGACGAAGCCAUGGGCCGGGUGGCAUCGAUGGUGCGCAUGCGAUCUUUGAUGUCAGGCGCCUUCCUCGAGCUCUUGGGCGAGGACGGCCAACCUGCUGUCUUGGAGGAGGAGACACCUGAGGAGGCGGCGAUGAGCGAAGAAAUACAGUCGCCGGUGGAGGAGGAGGGCCAAAGCCCGGUGGUGGAGGAAACACCCGAGGAGGCGGCGAGCGCCUCACCCAUGAGCGACGAAAUGCACUCGCCGGUGGAGGAGGAGGACCAAUCCGCCUUGUUGGAGGAGACGCCUGAGGAAACGGUGAGCGCUUCGCCCCUGGCCGAGCCAGUGCCCUCAGCAGCGCAGGAGGAGUUUAUGGAAGACUUCUUCCAGCAGCAUGCGACGAUCCCGGCAGAAAUGCUGGGUGAUGCCAUGCAUCUUCUGAACAUGAACCCCACUGCAGAUGAGGUGACGGAGCGCCUCGCCAGCUGCGGCAGCCCGGCGACCCUGAGCUUACCAGCGUUCCGAAGCUUGCUGCAGGAGGCCAUCCGUGAUUGGAGCUCCCGGGAGGCAGCUUCCCUGGAUGAGUCCUGCUGA